This is a messenger RNA of Necator americanus (New World hookworm), 1203 nucleotides long. RefSeq lists its product as uncharacterized. Gene Ontology annotation, molecular function: protein binding. The coding region runs from base 1 to 1203 and encodes 400 amino acids. The record is from RefSeq and is a predicted model, not a curated record. The transcript is spliced from 9 exons. NCBI's taxonomy places the organism in Eukaryota, Metazoa, Nematoda, Chromadorea, Rhabditida, Ancylostomatidae.
AUGAACACGCGAUCGUGUUGUCCACGCAAGCGCGUAGCGGUUGUGCUAGGGUACGCAAAUUCAUGUCCUGCUAGGAGGACUUUACGUCAUACAGUACCCGAAAACCAUGGUGAGUGCGAACGUGCGCCGAGAAAUCUCGUUGUUUUCGUGGAAGAGGUAAUGGUAAUCGAAUUCAAUGAUCUGCCGCCUGAACUGGUGAUUGCCAUAGUGUCACGACUCACCUAUGGUGAUAUGUGCAACUGUCUGACGUUGAACAAGAAGACGAGAAGUAUCAUCAACACUAACCUUCAUCUAAUUCCUCGAAUGUGGAUCACUAACAUCUCACUUGUUAGAGAAGAGAAAUCCUGCUUCAAGCUCUCGGUUUCCCGGAACUCUUUCAAGAGUCCGAAGAAAAAUUGGUUAUGUUCAUUGAAGGAGAACUCAAAUGCUGCCAAGAAGACUCGUCCUUGUUAUGAUAUUACUGACUUUUAUAACAAUGACGGCUUUUAUGGAAUGAAGUGGGAUAAGGCGAACAAAUCUACCGAAUUUCUUGUGUCCUCUAUACAAAAUUCAUUGGAAGAACAUCUCAGUUUUGUUUUGCAAAAAGCGAAUGUAUUAUGCCUCAAGUUGGUUGAUCUCAAUGGUGCUGAUCUGGAAGUUGUUACAAAUGUUUUGCGCCUUUCUAAAGCAAGAGUUAGCCAUUUGCAGUUAGUAAUCAAUAGAACAAUGUCAUCCGAAAUCGUCUCUGUUAUCGAUGCUACAGGUGCUGAAACCAUUGACAUAGUAUUGUCCGACGGUGAUUUCUUCAGAAGUCUUCCUUUUCAAAGUCGAAUUUUCCGAAAGGCAUGGUCCGUAACGGUAAGAACAUCCAGUGAGAAUGUAUCGGACGUAUUGGAUAUUGGUGACAACGAUUUGUUAGCGUUGAAAGCAGAUUCGAUAGAGUUUUUCGGAACAACAAGUAUAACGACGGAAGGUGCCCGGAGAUUGGUUCAGGAAUGGAUAGCAGGCCGGAGGAAGAUUUCUCUAGUCUACUUCAGACAUACGGAGGACUACGAUUUUUCGGAGUUGUUACAUGGCAUUCCACAUAAGGGUACCACCUUCCCAAUAGCUGUAAUUCGUCCAGAUGGAGAAGAGUUGAGGAUGACUUGGGAUUCGUCGAAAUUCCGCUGUUUCACUGAUGAAGCUGACGAUGAGGGUGAUGAUGAGUUUCCUGACCCAUUAUGA